This is a messenger RNA of Hyaloperonospora brassicae, 882 nucleotides long. NCBI's taxonomy places the organism in Eukaryota, Oomycota, Peronosporomycetes, Peronosporales, Peronosporaceae. The record is from the annotation of a GenBank genome assembly.
AUGAGCGGCACGAUCCACGUGAAGGUGCUGCGGGCCGCGAACCUGCCGCGGAUGGACUUUGGCAAACGUCAGGAUCCAUUUGUGCUGGUGCAGCUGGACAAGUCCAAGCCCAAGUCGUGGGCGAGCACGGACCCUGUUUUCCACGGCAAUACGGACCCCGAGUGGAAGGAGGGGUCGAACAAUGAAGUGGAGCUCUUUUACGACCACAGUGUGCAUGGCGAAGAGGCAGUGACGUUGACGCUGGAGGUCUACGCGACGGAAUCGGGGGACGUGCUCAUUGGCUCGGGCCAAUUGGACGUCUCGGACCUCGUGCACAAGCACAGCACUGAGCCGCAGCAAAAGACUGUCAAGCUGAGCGAUAAUCGAGGGGAAGUGGUGGUCCAAGUGUGGUUUGGACCGCCAGUACGCAAAGCUUUUCGCGCCGCGGGACGCACGACCAAGUUGCUGUAUGCGCGGGACGCAGUCGUGGCCGCGUUCUGCUCGAUGACGUCGUCGAUUGGCCGUGUGGUGUCGCGGUACGUCCAGCCGCCGGCGGACUUCGCCAAGAGCCACCGCAAGCUGAGCGUGGCCGUCGCUGCGCUGCUGGGGAUCAUGGGCGCCGGAGCAGGCGCUGUGUUUCUCGCCGUGGCGGUGCCGACGAUGCUCGUGGCGUUCUUUACGUUCCCGCUCUGGAUCAUCCCGUUCCUGGUGACGACCUUCUUUACGGCUCCGCUGUGGGUGCCGAUUCUGCUGUUGGCCGGCGCGUUCCUGCUGUUUAUCGCCACGUUUGUCUUUGGUCUCGGCGUCACGUCGCAUCCCGUGCGUCGCAAAGGCGCUAUGAUCUCGAACAAGAUCAAGCACUCGGACGUUGGGAAGCGCGUGAUUUAUGAGAAGACGGUUUGA